Messenger RNA from Anoplopoma fimbria (sablefish), 2355 nucleotides. It is a transcript of the gene map1lc3b, whose product is annotated as microtubule-associated protein 1 light chain 3 beta. The transcript is spliced from 4 exons. Gene Ontology annotation, molecular function: ubiquitin protein ligase binding. Gene Ontology annotation, biological process: cellular response to nitrogen starvation; macroautophagy; autophagosome assembly. Lineage: Eukaryota; Metazoa; Chordata; Actinopteri; Perciformes; Anoplopomatidae. The record is from RefSeq and is a predicted model, not a curated record. The coding region runs from base 230 to 610 and encodes 126 amino acids. Gene Ontology annotation, cellular component: autophagosome; cytosol; autophagosome membrane.
UUUUGCUUGCUCGAGCUCGUUCUGAUAACAACACAGCAAAAGGAAGGAAGCAGCGACAUCAAGCCACCUCUAAACUAGCGCCCUUCACUUUGUAUUUUACCAACAAGCUGCCAGCACAGAAACCACGGACACUUUUAUAAAUUCGUUUUUAGCUUUUUAUAUUUUUGCUUUGAUACAGCUGCUACCUCCGUUUCCCGUCUACUCUCCAACUGGUUGACUUUGACGCAAUAUGCCUUCGGAGAAAACCUUCAAACAAAGAAGGACAUUCGAACAGAGAGUAGAAGAUGUCAGACUGAUCCGAGAGCAGCACCCCAACAAGAUACCGGUGAUCAUUGAGAGGUAUAAAGGAGAAAAGCAGCUUCCCAUCCUGGACAAGACCAAGUUCCUGGUGCCAGACCAUGUCAACAUGAGUGAACUCAUCAAGAUCAUCAGGAGGCGCCUCCAGCUCAACUCCAACCAGGCUUUCUUCCUGCUGGCCAACGGCCACAGCAUGGUCUCCGUGUCGGCUGCCAUCUCCGAGGUCUACGAACGGGAGCGGGACCAAGAUGGCUUCCUCUACAUGGUGUACGCCUCCCAGGAGACCUUUGGCUCUGCCACGACCGCCCAGUGAACGGCCUCCCUUCUUCUUCCACCUGGCAGGCCAUUGAACAAUAUUAGUUUUUAGCCCCCUCCAUGUCUCUUACCACACACCUUUAGUCUUGACUGUAAGAACUAAAACACAUUCUGCUUAAUCUAAACACGGCGUACGGUAAAUCCCAGCUUGAAUAGGUUCAGGUCCCGAUCUAUAUUAUGACUGCAAUGAGCGAAUAGACUGUUUGUGAACCACCACACUACCCAGAUAGCAUAGAGCCACGAGGGCUGACCAGAACAGUAUAGGUAGAGAAAACCCCAAAUCUGAUUCAGGCCAGUAGAGUCUUUUAGUGUGUGUCUCUGCUUUAUUGUCCUCUCUGGUGAAUCUUGCCUGCUGUUAUGGCAACGUACGGCCAGUCAACAGCAGUUAUUUUCAGUGUUGUGGUUACGUGUCUCCUCGGCUGUAUUUAUGUUUAUGUAUAUAUACAUUUCAGGUAGUGAUAUUGCAUAAAAGUGGUGAGGCUCCACCACUUGUGUGUGUAUAUAUAUAUAUAUAUAUAUAUAUAUAUAUAUAUAUAUAUAUAUAUAUAUACACACACAUUAGCCAAUGAACAAAGCCAACCUUAAACUUAAGGUUUUUGGAGAUGGGCACUAGAGAAAGUUAAGGGUUUCCGGGUUCACGUGUUGUUUUUAGCGGAGCAUUUUAUUGCAGUAAGAAGGUGAAGCUUGGGGAUUUUUAGUUUGGAUCAGAGUACUUUUUCCAGAGAUAAAUGCUGAAUGAAGUAGAGAAGAUUCCUGUCCUAGUCCUUCUUUGGUGUUUUUAAUCCCUCCCUGCCUUGUAUCCUAAAGCAUCUUCACUGUAUCAAAACUAUAUUGGGGGAAUUGCUUUUGCUCUGGAAACGGAUGAUUAUAGGCUGCAAAAAAAAAAAAAAAAAAAAUGCCUUGGUGUACAGAUAUUAUUGACUUUACAGCUUUGAAUAUAAAAAGGGGUUCCAAUGAGAGUGUAACCAAGUUGACUUUGGACACACUACAGGAGAAUGGUCUGAUUGCUCGUGUGAAUGGAGGAUGAUGAUAAGGUGUUUCUGUAAAUGCUGAUGAGGGGGAGGGGGUUGCCAUUUCCCCUUUUACUUUUUCGGGUCCUUUGUCACAGGUAUUUAUUAAGGUGAUCAAGGAAUGGAGGAAGGUCAAACAAACAGUGAAACAGAGACAGGUGGAUGAGCAUCGUGUCUGACUGUUCAUCUGUGUUCUGCCUUUGAGCUACAGGGGCAGAUUUCCCAGAGCUGUCACUGUUGUUUAGUUUCACUUCGCUAGAAUUCAACAAGCACUUUCACUCUGUACACCUGCCCAGCGGGUUUCCAAGGGCUGCACUCUAAAAAAAAAAAAAAAAAAUAGAAUAUCCUGUCUGUCUAUAGAUGGUCCUUCACACUGUGCUGUGCUGUGCUUCUCCUCCUCCUCCUCACUACUAUCUUCUUACCAGAUCGAGGUUUAGCAGCUUUUAUAUAUCGCGGUAUUUUACCAUUUUGGUUCUUUUAAUUUUAUGUGAGUUUUAUUUCAUUGUACGACAUGUCUAUACUCUUCGCUGUCUACAGUAUGUGAUGUAGGCCUACAAAGUUUUCCUGACUAGUGAAAGCCACUGUGUGUUUGUUACAGAGGGGUGGAGCGUUUGUUUCUGUAGUCUUUUCUGCCUGCUCCUCUGUUUCACACACACACACACACACACACACACACACACACACACACACACACACACACACACACACACACACACACACACACACACACACA